AUGAGUGGAGAUCCAAGUGGCUCAGAUGAAGAUUCAGUUCGCGGCAGGCUUGGUCGAAUCAAGUUAAGCCUCCCGUCGAAUGCAAUAUUCCGUAGGAUGAAGGCACGGAUCGAAGACAUGACCGCAAAAGCAACAGGAAUCACAUACUGGAGCGCCGAGACGAAGCUUGCCGGCAACUGGUGCAGAAAGCGGCAUUCGUCAAGGACCAAGUCCUCCAAAGGAUGCUCGCCAGAUACGACAGAUACAGAGGCAAUUGGGCUCUUGGACCAGUUUUCGCAGGCGCUGAACAGCAUCGAAGCCUUGAUGCGGAAGCAGGAUGAUCCUCAAACGCCAUAUCGACAGCUCAGUCAAGACGAGAUCCAAGCACAGAACGAGCGGCUUGAUUCCAUCAUUCUUAGAUUUUCGGCACAUGCGGAUUGUAACACUCUCCUCUGCGCUCUAAUACCAUAUCAGCUGAAGAACGUUGUGGAUAACAGCGGGCGGCUGAUUGCUCAUGAUCUGCGGUUGGUCGCGUUGGAGGGACGGGGGAACGGAUCGAUGCCAUUCCAGUUGCCAACCGAUAUGCCGUUGAUGGAAAUGCCACCGAAGCCCGCCGUAUUUCAUGGGCGGGACAGACUGGUCGAAUCAAUUGUACAGCGUCUCUGCGAGAUGGACAAUUGUCAUAUUCCUAUACUCGGACCAGGCGGAAUCGGGAAAACCUCGGUAGCGGCGGCUAUCAUUAACGACAGUCGAGUUGUGGCCAGAUACGGAGCGAACCGGUUAUUUAUGAGCUGCGAAGGUGUACCUACCUGUGAUGGAAUUGCGAGCAUGCUUGCUGCCACUUUACGGCUCCAGCACGAUACGGACGCUCGUCGGAUUGUGCCGAUUUACCUCGCAUCGCUCGAGCGUGCUCUCCUGGUCGUCGACAAUGCCGAGACGCCGUUAGACAGCGAGGGCCGGGUUGAGGUAGAGAGCUGGCUCGGAACCGUUGCCGGAAAACCUCGUGUCUCGCUCAUGAUCACAAUGCGAGGGUCGACCCCGCCGAGCACCGUGCGAUGGGCGGACAUCUGCCGCCUGCCAUUACCGCCCCUCUCCCUGACAGCCUCGAAGCAUACGUGGCUUGCUCUCAACUCAAAUCAGGACGACAAGCUCAAUACACUGCUCGUCGCGCUCGAUGGCUUGCCGCUCGCGAUCACGUUAAUGGCCACCUUGGAUCAAGCAGCGACACUUUCCGACCUGAUUGAUUGUGCUAUCCCUCCUACCGGAUGGAGCGUUACUGUCCGACCUACCCAGGACUCUUCCAUCAAUGGAGAGCCCAAGAGCCUAUGCGAUGGUCCUGUCAAGACGGGUCUGGCCAUACGCGAGAAGGAGCGCAUCCGAUGCCUCGCUCCCAUUCGAGAGUUCGUUGUGCGAUAUCACCCGAUCCCCUCCCGGUACCUCGUUGAUGUGCGUCAGUAUUAUAUGCAGAUUACGGAGAAGGCGCAGAGUCUACGUACAGCGAUGUCGCAAGAAUCAAUUGAAUACCUCUCCUCGGAAUUCAGUAAUACUCUCUCUGUCCUGCGGCAUUUCUGGACCGAACGAUCAGCGCUGUCAGUUGAACAUCGUUUGAAGGAACGCUUGACGGAUGCUACGUUUGAUCUGAGCGCCUUCUCCAACUUCAGCUCUUUAGGGGAUUGUACUGGACUCUUGAACCAUGCGCUCCGUCAAUUGGACGCGAAACGUGAUCGACAGCAUGCUGCAAAAUGCGUCAUGAGGAUCGGGGAUAUUCUGGAGACGAAGGGACAAUUGAACGAGUCUAUGAAGCAAUAUGAAGCCUCGAUCCGAAGGUACAGCAGCAUUGGAGAGCAGGUUGGCAUUUCUCAGUGCCGGCGGGGAAUGAGCAGGGUCCUUGAAAAGCGGUUCAAGUGGAAUCAAGCGGCUGCAAUGCUGGAGGAGGCCAGGAUAGAAUUCCAAGCCGUUGGACAUAGUCUGGGCGUGGCUCAGUGCACGCAGGAGUUAGGCGCUAUCUUGCGAAUGCAGACCAACUACAAGGAAGCAACAACGAGCUUGGAGGAGGCCAGGAUAGAAUUCCAAGCCAUUGGAUACAGUCUUGGCGUGGCUCAGUGCACUCAGGGGAUAGGCGAUAUCUUGCGAAUGCAGACCAACUACAAGGAAGCAAGAACGAGACUGGAGAAGGCCAAGAUAGAAUUUCACGGCAUUGGACACCGCGUCGGCGUGGCUCAGUGCACUCAGGGGAUAGGCAAUAUUCUGCGAAUGCAGGCCAAGUACGAGGAGGCAACAACGAACCUUGAGGAUGCCAGAACAGAAUUCCAAGCCAUUAGAUACCGCCUCGGCGUGGCCCAGUGCACCAGGGGUAUAGGCGACAUCCUGCGAAUGCAGGCCAAGUACGAGGAAGCAACACUGAGACUGCAGGAGGCCAGGAUAGACUCUCAAGCCAUGGGAUACCGCCUCGGCGUGGCUCAGUGCACUCUCCUUAUUGGCGAUAUCUUGGGAAAGCAGGCCAAGUACGAGGAAGCGACAACGAGACUUGAGGAGGCCAGGGUAGGCUUUCAAGCCAUUGGAGACCGCCUUGGCGUGGCUCAGUGCACUCGGAGUACUAGCGAGAUAUUGAGGAUGCAGGCCAAGUACGAAGAAGCCAUUGCGAUUAUGGAGGGAGUAAGGGUAGAAUUCAGAACCUUGGGUCUUCCUUGGGACACGGCCGACUGUACGAGGAGUAUAGGCGACACCCUUGGGAUGCAAGGUCAGUUUGGGGAGGCCAUCGCGACCUUGGAAGAGGCAAGGAAGCAAUUCGAAGCGAUUGGAUUGCCCCACCUCAUGGAAGAGUGUACAAAGAGCAUUGACAACAUGCGGCAGAGGCAAGAGUUGACAUCGGAGACCACGACCGCAGCCUGGGGGGUGAACGAGAGCGUUGGCCAGCAGUGGGCAAAACGAUGGGUACAGAGAUGGGAUGGGCAUCAUGAGUUGGAAUAUAGCGAGGUGUGGAUUCUUCCCCAUGGUCGACGCCUGAGAAACCGUGAGCACCUGUAG
Messenger RNA from Dacryopinax primogenitus, 3006 nucleotides. RefSeq lists its product as uncharacterized. The record is from RefSeq and is a predicted model, not a curated record. Gene Ontology annotation, molecular function: protein binding. The transcript is spliced from 6 exons. Bases 1 to 3006 code for a protein of 1001 amino acids. Lineage: Eukaryota; Fungi; Basidiomycota; Dacrymycetes; Dacrymycetales; Dacrymycetaceae.